This is a messenger RNA of Erinaceus europaeus (western European hedgehog), 588 nucleotides long. Its product is annotated as doublecortin domain-containing protein 1-like. The transcript is spliced from 6 exons. Lineage: Eukaryota; Metazoa; Chordata; Mammalia; Eulipotyphla; Erinaceidae. The record is from RefSeq and is a predicted model, not a curated record. Gene Ontology annotation, biological process: regulation of mitotic cytokinesis. The coding region runs from base 1 to 588 and encodes 195 amino acids. Gene Ontology annotation, molecular function: microtubule binding.
AUGACUGUCAACUCCUUAUCUACAUUGAGCCUGGCUGCAGAUGAACAGAAAGAGAAAAUUACUGAAAAAGUCAUUCUUUCAAUGACAACUCAGGAACACCACAAAGCACAAAAAGAAGUGAGCAGACUGAUUGAUGAAUUGCAGACAGCUAUCAAAAGCAACAGAGGUCAUCUCUCUAAACUUGGCCCCCAAUUACAGGCUGAGCAGGAGCAAUUCUCCUCUUAUGUGUACCAACACAUUAAAAGCCUUCCAGCAAACACUCUUUUCCCAGGAGGCCUGCAGCUCAAGAUAUUUGAAAAUGGUAAAGACACUGGGGAGAUCUCUAUUUACAUUGACCAAAAAGAUUUGAAGUCUAAUAGCCCAACUCAAACUGGUGAUAUGAUGGAAAAAUUACUUCUCAAGAUUCACCAAAGGCUUCAAGGUUCUUCCAUCAACCCAAGAGGCCUCAAUUUUUCUUCACUCCGGCUUUUCAAUGAACAUGGUCAAGAAAUUAAGAAUCCACUUUUGCUGAAGAAUGAACAAAAAAUUUGGGUCUCUUAUGGUAAAGAAUACAGGGACAAAUUUACUCAGAAAUCUAUGGAGGUUUAG